This is a messenger RNA of Suillus fuscotomentosus, 294 nucleotides long. RefSeq lists its product as uncharacterized. The annotation marks the transcript as partial. NCBI's taxonomy places the organism in Eukaryota, Fungi, Basidiomycota, Agaricomycetes, Boletales, Suillaceae. The transcript has a single exon. The record is from RefSeq and is a predicted model, not a curated record.
GUCGUUAUUGAUGGGGUCACUGUUGGCCAUCUGUGCUGCGCUAUCCAUAACUGCCAUGUGCCCCUUAACAACAACAACCAUCACUUUUGCCUGACUCAUACACUCACCCAUGGCCACAAAUGUGCUAUUGUCAGCUGUAGCAAUGACAUCCUCAUCAAGAGCAAGGUUUUCCACCUUGCAGAGUACAAAGCGGUCAAGAACAUGCACCAACUUUGGGGGCAAAGCCAUUUCCAACUUCAGCAGCGUCUUCAGCAUUCCCAACUCGCAAAUCCCACAGAUUCCAUUGCACAGGAU